This is a messenger RNA of Bursaphelenchus xylophilus (pine wood nematode), 2092 nucleotides long. Lineage: Eukaryota; Metazoa; Nematoda; Chromadorea; Rhabditida; Aphelenchoididae. The record is from the annotation of a GenBank genome assembly.
AUGGCCACUGAACUCGUCGCGUCGGUAUUUACAAUCACAGUUUCCCAUGUAAAUCAGUCGGAGAUUCCAUACGGAGCGAAUGUUUUUGCUAUUAUUACCUUGGUGAUUUGUGUUCCGUCAAUUUUUCUUCAUGGUUUGGUAGGAUAUGUAAGGAUCGCUUUGUGUUAUAUCAGUCUGUCGGGAAAGUAACAAUAAAAAAUUGGAUUCGUCGCGCCCUGAAAUCGCCCUUCAUCGCGCUGACAAAUAACCACGGCUGACUGCGACAAGGCGAGAUAUUAUGCAGCGAAGAAAACUACAUUAUUUUUCCGACUGACUGAUACAGUGGCGGGUCUGGUCCAGUGGCAAAAAACGUACCAUUUUGCAUCUGGGAAGCAUCAAAGAAUGUAGCCAAAUGCCUCCAUCUCCAACUAAAAAACUCCGCUUUGAAGGGCACGCCCUUCUCCCCACAGGAGCGGGCGCGCUUUUGAAUCGGAGUCUUUUCACUUGGAGCGGGAGGUAUUUUGCCACAUUUUUUGAUACUUUCCGGAUGCAAUAUGGCACGUUUUUUGCCACUGGAUCAGGUCCGUCACUGUAGAUAGUUAUUAUAAAUCAUUCACUGCAUAAUUUGUAAAAUGCUUUCUUCAGGCAAUAAGAAGAUCGCCGUAUUACCGAAAGCAUUUGGUGUUGAGGACAAAUUUCUCUUUAUCAUUGGCCGCCGGUCUGGAGAUUCCGUUUUAUAUCGUCGGUGCUUUCCAACAACUAUUAGGAUGCAGCAUGGCAGGGAGAGUGAUCGAUGUAAGUUUCGUAAUUCGCUGAUCGGUCUGACGAUAUAGCUAUGUAUAAUAUUAUGUACAAUAUCAAGCAAAGCAGUUUUAGAAAUCGUUGAUUUUAGCUCUCGUUUUGCAUGGAUAGCCUUCAUUUUCAACGAUCUUUGCGGCCGAGAAAGCACGCAAAAUGCGGAGAGUGGCCUGAGAGGAAAACACUUUUUUUGCUUGGUUGUUUCUGCAAAGCGCGAGUUCGGAGUACCACAUGUCAUAGAAAAAAUUUGUCGAAAUUUGUUCCAAUUUUUGUAAAAAUCUGAGCAUUACACUUGAUGUACCUUCACUACAGUAUUGCCCAUAUCAUUACAGAUUUUUAUUACUUUCAGGUGGCCUCCUUGAUUUUUGACUUUCUUUGGUACUCCAUGAUUCUUCAACACGCGUUUUUAGCAUUCUUCCGAAUACUAGUGGUAAAACGGUCGAAUAUAUACAAGGAAAAUGACGGGAGAUUUGAUGUAAGCAAGACACAUUACACCUUGUGACACAUUUCCAAGCCUUUAUAUUUUUGUUUUUACAUCUCCAGUCUUAUGUAUUUUUCGAUUAUCUUGACCCAUUUUAGCCGCCAAUUGUCUGCAGCUGGAUGGGCGGACUACUCUUUGUACUAGCUUACCACACACGAACAUCCGAUUCUUUUUAUUACUACAACUUGAAGCAAGUUGCAUGGGUGUCAAAUGCUAAACUUGGUUGGAUAGAACAGGUGUUGCUGUAUGUGAAAACCGGAAUCAUGGUGCUCGGAAUGUUGGCAUCGGCUGUGAUCAUAGAGAGUGUGUUGAGGCAGGUAUGUGAGAUUAAAAUUAUACAAUAGUAUGACCAUUAGUAUGCGUUGAGAAUCAAUGUUUUUACAGAAGCAAAAAAGUCUUGGCUCUCGCUCAUUCGGGCCGCAAGAAAUUCGAAUGUUCAUCGCCGGCGCAAUAGAAUUCACAUUGCUCUUUCUCCGUGAGAUGAUCAGGUUUGUGUUGCAAACAACGCCGACGAACAAAGUGCUGAGCCGCUAUUGCUAUGCCAUUCGCAAUCUUCUUGGUGCCGCCGUUGUGUCUUUACCGCCUUAUUUAAUAGUUCUGAUAAACAGGUAUGGAUUUUAGAAAGGUUUUUAUAGUCUUUCCUUUGUAAAUGGUCUUUACAACGGCCUUCAUUUUAGUCAUCUUCGAACCCAAAUUCAUCAACGGAUAUUUGGAAGGAGAGAAGUGCUAAUCGUGGAGCCCAAAUCGUCAGCAAACUCCUCUUCGCAAGCGCUCACAAGGAAACCUUCAUCGCUCUGGGAGCGUUUGAGCGACAGGUCGCCUUUCAACAGAUGA